Molecule: messenger RNA, 5396 nt
Organism: Pygoscelis adeliae (Adelie penguin)
Lineage: Eukaryota; Metazoa; Chordata; Aves; Sphenisciformes; Spheniscidae
Gene: LARGE1
Product: like-glycosyltransferase
Exons: 15
Coding region: 147-2417 (756 amino acids)
Biological process (GO): protein O-linked glycosylation via mannose
Molecular function (GO): xylosyltransferase activity; glucuronosyltransferase activity
Source: RefSeq, a predicted model, not a curated record
CAGCAAGGCUGCAAGUCAUGUAGAAGCCGCAGUAACUGCAGAGUCUCUGAUGGAUAAUUGGAUUGGGACUAAUAUGUGGGAGGCUGUGGACUAUUUGCUUCCGACAUAGGAACAGCACUGGGUUGGAAAUCUGCACUCCUGAGAGAAUGCUGGGAAUCUGCAGAGGGCGACGGAAAUUCCUGGCUGCCUCUCUGACCGUCCUUUUUGUCCCAGCCAUUACGUGGAUUUAUCUGUUUGCUGGGAGUUUUGAAGAUGGGAAGCCAGUGUCGCUGUCUCCACUUGAAUCCCAGCCCCACAGCCCUCGGUACACGGCGUCGAGCCAGCGGGAGCGCGAGAGCUUGGAAGUCCGCAUGCGUGAGGUGGAGGAGGAGAACCGCGUGCUUCGCAAGCAGCUCAGCCUGGCACAGAGUCGCAGCCCCUCGCACCACCGCGGCAAUCACUCCAAAACCUACUCCAUGGAAGAGGGGACAGGCGACAGCGAGAGCCUGCGGGCUGGCAUUGUGGCAGGGAACAGCUCCGAGUGUGGGCAGCAACCAGCAGUGGAAAAAUGUGAGACCAUCCACGUUGCCAUUGUUUGUGCAGGGUACAAUGCCAGUCGGGAUGUUGUCACACUUGUCAAGUCUGUCUUAUUUCACAGGCGAAACCCACUCCACUUCCACCUCAUUGCAGAUGCAAUUGCCAAACAGAUCCUGGCGACUCUGUUCCAGACAUGGAUGGUCCCUGCUGUGCGCGUAGACUUCUAUGAUGCAGAUGAGCUCAAGUCGGAAGUGUCUUGGAUCCCCAACAAACACUACUCUGGGAUUUACGGGCUGAUGAAGUUGGUUCUGACUAAGACUCUACCUUCCAAUCUUGAGCGAGUCAUUGUCCUCGACACAGACAUAACAUUUGCCACUGACAUUGCUGAGCUAUGGGCCGUCUUUCACAAGUUCAAAGGGCAGCAGGUUCUUGGCUUGGUGGAGAACCAGAGUGACUGGUAUUUGGGCAACCUGUGGAAGAAUCAUCGGCCCUGGCCAGCGCUUGGGAGGGGCUACAACACAGGGGUUAUCUUGCUGCUUCUCGAUAAGUUACGGAAGAUGAAAUGGGAGCAGAUGUGGAGACUCACGGCAGAGCGGGAGUUAAUGAGCAUGCUGUCCACUUCACUGGCUGACCAGGACAUCUUCAAUGCAGUCAUCAAACAAAAUCCCUUCCUUGUCUACCAGCUCCCAUGUUUCUGGAACGUGCAGCUGUCUGAUCACACCCGUUCCGAGCAGUGCUACAGAGAUGUGUCUGACCUGAAGGUGAUUCACUGGAACUCACCAAAGAAGCUGCGAGUGAAAAACAAGCAUGUGGAGUUUUUCCGCAACCUCUACCUGACAUUCCUGGAAUAUGAUGGGAAUUUGCUGAGACGGGAACUCUUCGGCUGUCCCAGUGAGGCAGACGUUAACAGUGAAAAUCUCCAGAAACAGCUGUCUGAGCUGGACGAGGAUGACUUAUGCUAUGAAUUUCGUCGAGAACGUUUCACCGUCCAUCGCACUCAUUUGUAUUUUCUACAUUAUGAAUAUGAGCCUGCUUCAGACAACACCGAUGUAACACUGGUGGCUCAGCUUUCAAUGGACAGGCUCCAGAUGCUUGAAGCCAUCUGCAAACACUGGGAAGGUCCAAUCAGCCUGGCACUCUAUCUCUCUGAUGCAGAAGCCCAGCAAUUUCUGCGCUACGCCCAGGGCUCAGAAGUACUUAUGAGCCGCCACAAUGUUGGCUACCAUAUCGUGUACAAGGAGGGCCAGUUCUAUCCUGUGAAUCUGCUAAGGAAUGUGGCCAUGAAGCAUAUCAGCACACCAUACAUGUUUCUGUCUGACAUUGACUUCUUGCCUAUGUAUGGACUCUACGAGUACCUCAGGAAGUCCGUCAUCCAGCUAGACCUGGCUAACACCAAGAAAGCUCUGAUUGUACCUGCUUUUGAGACCCUACGCUACCGCCUCUCCUUCCCCAAGUCAAAAGCAGAGCUGCUAUCUAUGUUGGACAUGGGAACCCUCUUCACAUUCAGGUAUCACGUCUGGACGAAAGGGCAUGCGCCAACGAACUUUGCCAAGUGGCGAACAGCCACCACCCCCUACCGCGUUGAGUGGGAAGCAGACUUUGAGCCAUACGUUGUUGUGAGGAAGGACUGCCCGGAGUAUGACAGGCGGUUUGUUGGAUUUGGCUGGAAUAAAGUCGCUCACAUCAUGGAACUGGAUGCACAGGAGUACGAGUUCACGGUGCUGCCCAACGCCUACAUGAUCCACAUGCCGCACGCCCCCAGCUUCGACAUCACCAAGUUUCGCUCCAACAAGCAAUACCGCAUCUGUCUCAAGACUCUGAAGGAGGAGUUCCAGCAGGAUAUGUCGCGCCACUACGGCUUUGCAGCCCUCAAAUAUCUCACGGCAGAGAACAACAGCUAGCACAAUGGAGCCCGUGUGCGGGAAACAGGGACACCGGAGGGAGGAGCCACUCAAAGUUUGGGGCCCAGUCUUCAAACUUCGAACUGAGAAAUACUUUCUGUUUUUAUAUCGUACCUGGCAGUUCUAACAGUAGAAAUUUGAAGUGACAUGUCUUCGGACUAUGCUCAUUCGUCCCUUCCCCGACUACCCCAGGCCUUUCAGCUUUAGCAUUCGUGAGGUGUCAGCGAGAGGAGCCGGCCACGUGCCCGCCGUGCUGCGGAGGUGGGGACUGGGCAGGGGCUGGGAACGCACACUGCUCUCCUAACUGCAGAGCAAAGACAGACCUUCAGAAUAUUCAUGUUGCUAUUUAAUAAUUUGACAUGCUUUUUAUCUGUAAAGGAAGAUCUUCGGGUCGCUGUCCUGUGAAUUUCAAAUCUGCACUACUCUAAAAGGGAACUUUCACCUGUGAACUUUCACAGGGGCCCUGUUAACAUGGAUGACCUUGUUAAUGCAGGAUGAGCCAAAGGUCUGAAUUAGCCUCGAAAAUGAAGGCGACGCUUAUACAAUACUGCACUCCAGAGAAGGUGUGUUACUGGUUUAGGUGUACACAUGAUAACGGUUGGUCUUUUAUUCUCAAAUUAGUUGUUUUAUCAGGAAAAUCCCCUGUGCCCCACUCUGCCUUUUCCCCAGUCCUAAAUGCUGCUCCUUUCCUCGCCAAGGAAAUGUCUCCCUUGUGUUUCUUUCCCAUCUUCAGUUCUGGUGGUCCAGUAAAGAAGAUCGGUAGCUCUGCCAAAAAGUAAACAAAAUCUGUGAGUGUAAGGUCUGUUUUCACCAGAGCAACUCGUUCGUGUGUGUCUCGUAAAAUAAAGGGCCUGGCUGUAACUCUUUAUCUUUUUUAGGCAAGAAUUGGAUUUUGCCUAUAAGGCACGUUGUGCGGGGGGAUAUUGAUUUGUAGGCUCAUUUCAGUGCAUGGCUGUCCGUGAAAGCAUUGGGCCUUGGGCUUUAAGUGGACUUCUUUGCUGAACAGGGAUUAUAAACAUGGCAACUAGUGGCCUUGGUGCUCUCCUGCUGCCUGCUGCAAGGUCUCAGAACUACUUCGUUAAAGGAGUUUAUAAUUAAAAGGAGCAGAACUGUUAGGAAUAAACUCCCCAUUCGAGGGGGAGAAAAGAAUGUGUUGGGAAUCUGAGUGUGAGUGUUUGCUUGAACGCGGGCUGGUCAAGUUCACAACUUCGGUACACACAGGAGUAUGCUGGAGGGCGGACAGGAAACUUAACAAGCAAAAUGCAGAAAACAAGACACUGGACUUUUUAUCGUUUUCUUUAUUCUUCAGUAUUAAUGUUGUGUUUACAUGGGAUGAAGAGAUGAGGUUUAAUGCACUACCCCUUGCAGGGCUAUUUGUAAUUUCUGUUGCAAUGUUAAUAGAGAAAGCAGAAACAACUCAGUGAGAAAUGCGUCUGUCUCCCUACCCGAAAUCCCCAUACAACCAUGCGUACCAAUACCACUUCCUGAGUUGGGAAAUGGAUCCACGUUGCGUUCUGCUCACUUUUUUUCCAUUUUGCUUUUCAGCCACUGGACCUUCUACUUUCCUACUCACCUCAUCCCUCUAGAGCUUGGUUUUAUUUCUAACCUGACAUUUCGUGAGAGCUUUCUGUUACGGUGGAAACCACGUGGUUAAACCAGACAUUUAAACUACAAAUAUCAGUUCAUCAUGCUGUGUGUAUAUAAGAAAAGCCAAAAAAGGCAACAUCUUUGACAAGAAAUAAAAAGGGGCGGGAGGCUAUGUGAAAUUUUCACUUUUUCCCCUGGGAGUGUUGGCUGCAUAAGAAUACAUCACUGCAUAAUUUUCCAAAGUGCUUUUCUUCUGUUCUUAAUGGCUUUAUGUAAAGAUUUACAGAAAAAGCUGGGAAGAGCUGGGAAGAAGUUAAAUGAGUGCUCAGUCCUGGCUAAGGUAUAUUUAAAAAAAAAAAAAACCAACAAAAUCUUAACUCCCCAAGUCCCAUAUUACUCACAAUUAAGGGUCCAGGUCACUGUGCAUUUUGAGAGUGAGAAGAAUCCUGCAGCACAGAGUCCUGUUGAUUAGCUAAUGUGCAGAAAGAUAUCAAAAGCUGAUCCUAAAAGAGGCUAACCCUGGUUGUACCUACAUAAAAUCUCCCGUCAGAGCUUCGGUGUGGCCACCAUUAUGUUCCAUAUAUAUUAAAAACUUUCAUUUCCAGAUAUACACUUCUCCUUGGCUUAACAAUGUUGCCCAAGGAUGGACUGGAUUGCCCUGCAGCAGCAUAACCUGUAGCACGGACCUGUACAUUGUUUGGAUGUGCCAUUAUCAACAUGAACGUUAUUCUUCCCUCGGUGGUCCUGAGAUGUGGAUGGGGGAGCAGGGAGGUAAUCAUUUGCGACUUGCCUGUCUGCACAGCGAGUCAUGGGACCUCCUGGGUGGGCUUACGUGUGCGGGCUGGUAUAACCAGCUCCAAGACCGGUAGUAGGUUCAAAGAGCCCCUUUUUUUUUCACUUAUAGACACUGUACUGACUUCUACCUGUCGUGUCAUGUUUGUCUAUGCGCUUCAUAAUUUGGGAGGUGUGGGGCUUGGGUUUUUUUAACACAUUUCAGCCAAUUUACAUGAUAGCAAAUUGGGAUUAUAUAUCUGUCUGUAACUGCCAGGGCUCCUCCGACACCGUGAAAAAACCACCACCACCACCACCACCAAAAAUCCCCAGUUCGGUUAUAACACCGUCUGUCUUCCAGUCCUCUGCUGUAGUAGGUAUUUGCUAGCAACUUUGUUACUUAAUUCUCAGUUUUCUCCUGAAGUCUUCAAGAAAUAUCAGAUAAACCUGGUGACUUAACGCCUUUGAUUUAUUGAUUUGUUCCACCAACUUCUCUCUUGAGUCUUCAGCCUAUGAUCUCUCCUUAUCUUUGAUAUUUGGAAAGUGUGAGUCUCUCAUUUAGAUAUCACUCCAGCACCCUCUCUGGUGAAGACUGAUGCAAAUAAAUCAUUUAGAUUCUUG